This is a messenger RNA of Juglans microcarpa x Juglans regia, 1109 nucleotides long. Its product is annotated as COMPASS-like H3K4 histone methylase component WDR5B. The record is from RefSeq and is a predicted model, not a curated record. The transcript has 2 exons. NCBI's taxonomy places the organism in Eukaryota, Viridiplantae, Streptophyta, Magnoliopsida, Fagales, Juglandaceae. Gene Ontology annotation, molecular function: histone binding. Gene Ontology annotation, cellular component: Set1C/COMPASS complex. Bases 120 to 1061 code for a protein of 313 amino acids.
AUAUCAUAUUAGCUUUGCUAUCCCAACGGCAGUGCCUUUAGGAAAGAAUAUCACGAGCUAGACUGAAGAAACUUGCAAAUGUAAAUGUUAAGGGGAAGGUCCGAGGAAUAAACACCGCCAUGGCCAGUGGUACACCCUACAAACCCUACCGCCACCUCAAAACCCUCACCGCCCACACACGUGCCGUCUCGUGCGUUAAGUUCUCCAACGAUGGCACCCUCUUGGCCUCGGCCUCCCUUGACAAAACGGUGAUCGUGUGGUCCUCCCAAACUCUCUCCCUCGUCCACCGCCUCGUCGGUCAUUCCGACGGGGUCUCCGACCUCGCCUGGUCCUCCGACUCCCACUACAUCUGCUCCGCCUCCGAUGACCGCACCCUCCGAAUCUGGGACGCACGAGCCGCCGCUACCGAGUCGGCGCACGUGAAGACUCUGAGGGGUCACUCCGAUUUUGUAUUCUGUGUCAACUUCAGCCCGCAGUCGAACCUCAUCGUGUCCGGGUCAUUCGACGAGACGAUUCGCAUAUGGGAGGUCAAGACCGGCAGAUGCCUCCACGCAAUCCGGGCCCACUCCAUGCCUGUAACGUCCGUACACUUCAACCGGGACGGUUCGCUUAUCGUCUCCGCUAGCCACGACGGCACCUGCAAGAUCUGGGACUCCUCCACGGCCACGCUUCUCAAGACGCUCAUCGACGACAAGGUCCCCGCCGUGUCGUUCGCCAAGUUCUCACCCAACGGCAAGUUCAUUCUCGUCGCCACGCUCAACGACACCCUUAAGUUGUGGAACUACUCGACUGGAAAGUUUUUGAAGAUUUACGCGGGGCAUGUGAAUAGAGUUUACUGUAUAACAUCCACAUUUUCUGUCACAAAUGGGAAAUACAUUGUAAGUGGGUCAGAGGAUCGCUGUGUUUAUUUGUGGGAUCUCCAGCAGAAAACUAUGGUUCAGAAACUUGAAGGUCACUCUGAUACUGUUAUUUCUGUUACCUGUCACCCGACUGAGAACAAAAUUGCUUCUGCUGGCCUUGAUGGUGAUAGAACUGUGAGGAUUUGGGCUCAAGACUCAUGAUUUCCUUCGAAACCGUAUGUGGAUUGUAUAAACCAACCUGGCUCUGUA